Messenger RNA from Sphaeramia orbicularis (orbiculate cardinalfish), 1565 nucleotides. RefSeq names its product four and a half LIM domains protein 3-like. Gene Ontology annotation, biological process: actin cytoskeleton organization. Gene Ontology annotation, molecular function: actin binding; transcription coregulator activity. Lineage: Eukaryota; Metazoa; Chordata; Actinopteri; Kurtiformes; Apogonidae. The transcript is spliced from 6 exons. The record is from RefSeq and is a predicted model, not a curated record. Gene Ontology annotation, cellular component: nucleus; Z disc; stress fiber. The coding region runs from base 194 to 1033 and encodes 279 amino acids.
UACGCACCACACACAGAUGCUUCAGUCAGUGGAAACCCGUCCGUUUUCCGCAAGACUACGCGGAGAGUUUAAUUGUCUGUCAUCUUAAACAAGCAGAAAAGUCGGAUAAACUGAUCCAGAGACAGUUUCUCCUGCGGGUAUCUCAACAGGCAGCUAAUGCGCAAGGAAAGGAGGCCAGCCAAAAUAAGACAUAAUGAGUGACCGGUUUGACUGUAAGAACUGCAACGAGUCCCUGUACGGGCGCAAGUACAUCCAGGUGGAGGACAAUCCCCACUGCAUUCCUUGUUAUGACCGCCUGUAUGCCAACACCUGCCAGGAAUGCAAAGAAAUCAUAGGUCACAAUGCCAAGGAGCUCUUCUACGAGGACAGACACUACCACGAGCACUGCUUCCGAUGUUUCCGCUGUGAUCGUUCUCUGGCAGACGAGUCCUUCACCAGCCAGGACAACGGUCUGGUGUGCAGCGACUGCUACUGCAAUGAAUUUUCCUCCAAGUGCGUGGCCUGUGACAAGACAGUCAUGCCAGGGUCAAGGAUGCUGGAAUAUGGCGGCUCCACGUGGCAUGAGGACUGUUUUAUGUGCCAUGGUUGUGAAAAGCCCAUCGGUGCAGAAUCAUUCAUCCCAGAUAAAAACAAGUACUAUUGUGUGCCGUGCUACGAGGGCCGGUUUGCUCCUCAGUGCAGUCAGUGCAAAAAGGCUCUGACUAAAGGAGGAGUGACCUACAAAGAAAAAGUGUGGCACAAAGAGUGUUUUUUCUGCGCGGGAUGUAAGGGGCCGCUGGCUGGACAACCGUUCACUUCACAGGGAGAAAGUCCAUAUUGUGUCAAGUGCUUUAGCAGCCUGUAUGCCAAAAAGUGUGCCGGCUGCAAAACACCCAUCACAGGGUUUGGAGAUGGGAAGUAUGUUUCUUUCGAGGACCGGGAGUGGCACCAGCCGUGCUUCAAGUGCUCACGCUGCUCCGUGUCACUGGUGGGUUCAGGCUUCUUCCCAGACCGAGACCAGAUUCUGUGUACAGACUGCAACAACGACGACUGACUGGCCCUGCCCCUGAAACACCUGCACCAGCAAAUAUCUACCACUGCUGACAGCGGCAGAAAACCGUCUUCUAAACCUCAGCCUUGCACAUGAACACUGCAGUAUACUCAUCCACUCUCAGUGUAAACUCCAAACAAAGCUCAGUAUUUACAAGUCUAAUUUACAUCAGCCCUAAGCACAUUGAAACAUUUGUACAAAGUCUGCAGAAAUGUCCAAUGAUAAUGUAUGUUUUCUUCUUUCAAGUUUUGCACAUUAAGUAAGUUCAUUGUUCUUUUUUUUCCAUAAAGGUGAUUAUUAUUUAUUCACCUUCUGUUAUUACUUUGUCAUGACAGCUAGAUAAAACCAAAAUCUGAAUGUUAUCUUUGAUUCUCUGCAAAUACCACCCCAGUUUUCUUCAUCAGUAAUACAAAAUAAUAUUUUUUCCCCCUCCCUACAUCUGCUGUAUUAUAAUUUCUAUGUAAAAUUAACAGUUUUUACCUUAUCUUAUAUGAAUUUCGACUGGCAUACAUACAAUAAAACUGUCAUUAAACAA